CACUCAGGAAAGUCAUGUUCAAGGAGGCAGGAUAUCCUAAGUCUGUGGUUUCAAUGGUAGACACCCUCUGGUAUCUAGUAAAGAAAGGCCCAGAGGAGGGGUGUAUACAAUAAAAGUCAUGCCCUGCAGCACUGCCUCACUGACUUUGGCAGGUGGGUGUGUUGGUUUUUCACCCACUAAUUUAGAGGCCUUGCCUACAAGUGGAAAACAAGGCGAAGCCGUUCCCCAUUCCACCAUAUGAGUCAGGUAGCAGUGGGAGAAGCUCACAAGCCCAUUGUCCAAUUCUGUCAGUCUCUAGGUACUGCACAUCACCCAAGACAGUCCAAUUCAGCUGUGACACGGGUGCUGUGUCUGCUGUCUUUGGUGUCACAGUCAGCAGAGACAUGGCUGUCAUCAGGGUCUGAAGGGCUGCUGACAUCUGGCCGAUCCUUCUGGGCCGUUGUCAGGGACAACGUUGUCAUCUGGUCCUUCUCUUCUUGGUUCCCCAGGUCAUGGGUUUUUCUGGUUGGGGUCCACUCCUCUGCUGUUGGGUCUGUAUCUGGAACGACAAGCGCACACCCAAGACCCCAAACCUUGAUCCAACCCAGGCCCUUCCAGAUGCCAUCCAAGCCCUUCCCACAUCACUAUGGAGAGAGGGCUCUUGUCCUUGCUGGCCAGUCUGUUAGUUAGCUGUGCUUUCUGUAUGUGCCAGAAGUGCAUUGCUGGGGUAAGGUCCAAAGAAUAUGAAAAUUGCAGGUAAUUACAUGUAUGUAUUGGCCCAUCUAAGUGAGCCUACUUGAUGUGUAAAGAGUCAUGCAAACCCCAAUACUCCCUUUUCUUGUUUAGACGGGAGCAUCUUGAGGGUACAAAUAGCCUCUCCAAUAAUGGCUUGGACAGUAGGGUUUAUGCCAGUGGAAAUGGCAAUGCCAAAUUCAAUGCAAAAGGACCUAAAGGCAGAAGAUGUAUAAGCCAGCCCAUUAUCUGUCUUAAGUGCAUGUGGGACUCCUACAAUGGAAAAACAAAUUUAAAAAUGGCUGAUCACAUGCCUAUAUGCUUCCCCAGAUUGGAGUAAAGCCAUUUGGAAUGGAGAAUGUGUAUUCAUGGUUACAUGGAUGUUCUGCCUCUUAACAUAGAUGAUGUCCAUUUGCCAUAAAGCAUUAGAUCUCAAACCAUGUUUUUCCCUGGAGGGAGCAUAGGAGUGCAGAAAGGAAGGCAAGCUGUACAGGCUUUUACUAUGCUCCUAGUUUAGUUACUAUGCUCCUCUUUAGUUAUCCCAAAUUGCAAAUGUAAAGCUCAAGCAGCCUGAUGAUAAAAGGUAGGAUUUGAAAGUCCACUAUGAAAAUGAACAUGCAAAAUAUAAUAUUUACCUGAAUGCUUUCCCACUUGAUCUCAAAGUUCUUUAAAGAGCUGAUAUCUAUUAGAAGCUAUAAAUUUUAUUUGGGCCAUAUACCAUUGAAACCAUAGACUUAUGACAUCUACCUCCUUAAAUAAUGACUUUCUUGAGUGGGUUAAACACCAUGUUAUCCUUGUUUGGUUUUGGCCCCUGUUGGGCCUAGUUCUUACUAUUUUACUUUUGCCCUUGUUUAUUUCAAAACUCUAUGUGAGCCCCACCUUCUCCAGGAAGUCUUUCCUGAUCUUCUUAGUUGCUAGUGCAUUCUCCCCAAAAAAUUACCCUGUCGUGUGUAUGUGAAAAGAAAGACACAAGGAGAGACAGAGAGGGGGAGAGUUAAGUCAUGAAAAAAAUCAAACUCAUAAGUAUAGGAAUAAUGUGUCUUUAAUCAAGAUAACAGAAUAGAAAACCUGUCACUUUGGGGGAUGGAUUUCCAGGAGACCUAUGGGAAAGUUUCUCAUGCUUUUAGAAGAAAGGGGAAGAACUCAUAUUAGGUAUCAAGGCCUGGUCACAAGAUACCAGUUGUUGUCAGCAUUCUGAUCAAGAAUGACCACUCAUUCUGAUUAAUUUAUCCUCUGGCAUCUAACUUGUCAUAACUUUAAGUGAACAGGACAAGGACAUUAGGAGCUGACAUCCAGCUUCAGCUGGAUUCCUUUACAAGGUAAGAUGCUAGUAUGGGAAUUUAUAGUAUGAUUCAGUUUAACCUAAUCAAGAGUAAAUAUUUUUAAGAGUAGGAAUAUAAGGGCAGUAUUAGAAUUCUAAUUAUUAGGAGGGAUUGGCAGGUAAUAAGUGAUUUUAUAUUUGAGAUUAAGAAUUUUUCUGUGAAUAUAUAAUUGUAUAUGCAUAUUUCCCUGCUAGAAUGUGUGCUCCUUAGAUCAGGUUUGGUUUUAUAUUUUUGUAUCACUAGCCAUUAGACUAAGCACUUUAUAAGUGCUUGUUGAAUAAUUAAAUACAUUAUGACCUAUGAACCUCAUUACACUGUGGAAUAUUAUCCUGACCUUGUUAAUGACUGGCAUCUGAAUGACAUUUUCAAGAAUUUUUAGCUUCAAGCUGUAUUGUGAUUUUUAUUUAAUUAUUUCACUUAUUUCCCAAUAUUACCCAAUCUCUAAUCUCAACAGUGAAAUUCCCUUGGCAUUCAUAGCCAAAUCUUCCUGACUGCAAGUCACAAACCCAGUAUAUUAUUCUCUGUCUACACGGCCUUGUCUCCUUCUACCUCUGGAAUUUUCUUUAAAGUAGAUGAUGGCCCCCUAAUGCACAUCUUGCCUUUCAUUCCCCACUCUUAAAAGACCUCUAGGUGUUUCUAUUGAGAAACAAAGGUGUUAGACUAGGUUAAGGGUUCUUCACUUUUUUGCACUAUGGACUGCUUGGGCUGUUUGCUGAAGCCUUGUGGACCUUUUUUCUCAGAAUAAUUUUUUUUAUCUAAAUUUCAAUCAGAGGUUAGUGAAAAUUAAUUAGGGAGAGGCAUGUUAAUGGUUUAAAUUGGGGCUUGGAAUUAGGAUAAUAUGAGUUCAAUUCUACACUCCAAUAUUAACUAUAUGACACUGAGAAAAUCAAUUCAUUUCUGCCAGUUAAUUUCUGCCUAGGCAACAAAAUGAGGCCAUAGGACUUACCUCGCAUGAUUGUCAUAAAGAUAAAAUGAGAUAAUAUUAGUAAAAUGUUCUGCAAAGUUUAAAGUAAUAUAGAAAUGCUAGCUAUUAUUGAAAUAAAGAUGUAAUUUUUUUUCUCAUCCAAAUUCAUGGGCCUCUUGAUUUAUUCAUAGGCUAGGGGCAUGGUGAGGGGGAGAGCCUUGAUCCAUAGACCUCAAGUUUAGAAUUCCCAAACUAGAUAAUUUAGACUUAAGUCCUUUCCAGUUCUAAUACUCUGUGAUUGCAGUUUCCAUUAUAAGACAUCUCCCUCCUAACCUCCCCACACACAAACACAAAAUCCCACUACCUUAUCCCUUCACAAAUCCUAUGAUUUGAGAUUAAGAUUUUUUUGGAGCUCUUGGAAUCUCCAAGGCUGGAAAUAGGAGGGAUCAGGAGAUAUUGGAGAAUUACUGAGAUACUUCUAAGCUUAAAAUUAUGAAUCUAUUGCCAAUCUACAUCGUAAAGGGAAUUUCCCCAUUGUGAGCCCCUUACUCUUGAAAUUAAUCCAGUAAUAAGAAAUUUAAAAAUCAAGAGGGGAGAAGAGAAAAAAAGGCAGAGUUUAAAAGACAUGGUCUUUAAGGCCAGAGGGAAUUUCCAAGGUGAUAGAUUGGUUCUCCGGGUGUGAGAGCCUUUUGGUUCUCUGUUCCUCUGGUGUGGUCCUUAUGUGCCCAUUGUGGUUCUCCCCACUCCCACGAGAGGGCAGCUCCUCCAGCAUUCAUAAUGUCACGAGCCAAAGCCCAAGACCCAGACAGUGCAGGAGACUGAGCUCCAGGCUGAAGAAGUAAGGAGUACCGGGCCCUUCCGUAGAACCGGAGGCUGAAACAGUCCGUGAAACAGCAAGCCGGCUGUCUGUCUGAACCCUACGAAAGACAGGGAGCCGAUUGUCUCCCCUACGCGUUAUCUCUCAAAGCGACUGACAGCUUGACAGGAGGUUAAGUGUGUGGGAGCGGGAGCCGGAGGGGGCUCCUUGCGGGACAGAAUUCUCCCACACGAAUUCGCAGCUCUUAGACUCCUCCCAAUCUCAGGCUGGAACUCCUCCACUAACAUCCCCAUGAGGACUCUUGGACCUGGCUGGAGUGCCCUUUGGAGAAGAGACCGAGAUCCCGCCGAGGCCUGAGACCACCUGACAGAAUGAAACUGGGACGAAGAUCAGUUUGCAGCUUCCUGCUGUUAUUCUCUGCUGCUCUGUGUCUCUUCUUCUUUCACAAUUGGAAACGCCCAAUUCCAAGAGCUUCUUCUAGAUUGUGGUCUUCUCCUCUAGAGUUCUCCAAGCUCAAAUACCCUCAACUGGCUCCAGAGCCUCAAUAUGCACACAUUCCCUUCAAGCUCAAGGAACAGGUUGUUGGGUUGCUGGCACAAAAUGCCUGCAGCUGUGUGGCCAGUAGAGGAGGACUUGGCUUCUCUCUCCCAUUCCAACGGCAGGUGCAUGCACUUAACUUCACAUCAGCAUAUGGAUCUGAGGAACUAGUGGAAGCCACAAUUGCCAGAGAUCGGGAAUACCAAGCUUUCCAGUCCAGGGUCCAGUCCCCAGCUGACCAGAUACUCAUCGCUCCAGCCAACUCCCCCUUGCAGUAUCCCCUGCAGGGUGUGGUGGUUCAGCCCCUAAAGACCAUCUUGGUGCCAGGUCUGAGCCUACAAGCAGCUGAGCAAGAAGUGUAUCAGGUAAACCUUUCAGCAUCUCUUGGAACCUGGGAUGUGGCUGGGGAAGUGGAAGGAAUGAGACUUCGAGGAGAGGGCCAGCUGGAACUCACUCUCUCAAGCCCAGAGCUAGACCGACUCAACAGACAGCUUCAGCUGGUCACUUACAGUAGCGGGAGCUACCAGCCAGACACUGCAGACACAGUCCGGUUCUCCACCGAUGGCCAUGAAGCUGUCUUCACUAUCCGAAUUAAGCAUCCACCAAACCCUCGGCUGUACCCACCUGGAUCACCCCCUGAAGGAGCCAAGUAUAAUAUCAGCGCUCUGGUCACCAUUGCAACCAAAACUUUCCUUCGUUAUGACCGUCUCCGAAACCUCAUUGCCAGCAUCCGUCGUUUCUACCCAACAAUUACUGUGAUCAUUGCUGAUGACAGUGAGCGACCAGAGCCAGUCAAUGGCCCUUACAUCGAGCACUACCUCAUGCCUUUUGGCAAGGGAUGGUUUGCUGGUCGAAAUCUAGCUGUUUCCCAAGUGACCACAAAGUAUGUGUUGUGGGUAGAUGAUGACUUCAUCUUCACUGGCCGAACAAAGCUGGAGAAGCUUGUGGAUGUUCUGGAACAGACAUCUCUGGACUUGGUCGGGGGAGCAGUUCGAGAGAUCACAGGCUUCUCCACUACUUAUCGACAAUUAAUGAGCAUAGAACCUGGUGGCCCUGGCUGGGGAGACUGUCUCACCCAAAGGCGAGGCUUCCACCAUGAGCUCCCAGGUUUCCCAGGUUGUGUGGUCACUGAUGGUGUUGUCAACUUCUUCUUGGCGCGAGUGGACAAGGUUCGAGAGAUCGGUUUUGACCCUCGACUCAGCCGGGUGGCCCAUUUGGAAUUUUUCCUGGAUGGACUUGGCUCCCUUCGGGUAGGCUCCUGUUCCGAUGUCUUGGUGGAUCAUGCAUCGAAGCUGAAAUUGCCCUGGGUACCUUGGGGGACUGAGGCAGAAACGUAUGCCAAAUACCGAUACCCGGGGGUCACAGAUGAGAGCUAUGUGGCCAAACACAAGCUACUCUUCUUCAAACAUCGCCUCCAAUGCAUGAGCUCAGAUUGAUUGGCCCAGUAUCCAUAGAAUGGCUGAUGUGAUGGACACAGUGGCUACCUGAGUGCACUUGGAACCCUCUACCAACUUGUAUGCACUAUCUAGUCACUACAAUUAUCCAGCUGGUCAACUCUGUGGCUCCAGCUGUGUCAACUACUCAAGGACUGUUCAAAGACUAUCCAGCCCUUCAAAUUAUUUGACCUUGAUCUAAUCCCAGGAUGAGAACUGGUUCUGGUGACUUCUCCAAUGUCCCAAAUACAAUUGGAGCUAUGACUCACCUUUACCAGUUCGGUGACAGCACCCCUAGCCCCAGUGCUAAGCCCUCUAUUCUCUUGAGUAAUAGAAAAUCUUUCUAGUACUAAAGAGCCUGAAGGUCUCCAAGAGCCAAACAGAACCCAUCCCUCAAAUGCAGAUACCUUUCCCUAACUUCUUUAGAUGAGAUAGGUACAAUUUUGCUUCUGGGCUGCACUCUGAGUCUCUGGACCAGAUUUCUAUGCAUCAUAUUCAAUUCUCCUUACUCCUACCCUACUCACCAGGAGAAUUUUGACCUUAGAGAUAAGAGUAGCCACCUGAAGAUCUCGAGGAGGAAUUAUUGAACAAGCCAACAAUUUUGUAAUCAGUGUUAUUCUUGUCUCUUCAGGGUUGAGCUGGGGGAAAGGUCUCUAAAACAUAUCUGUUGAAGUGUUCAGACUCCAAAUUAAGCUUGAAAGGGCUGGCAUUUACAGAAAAGCUAACGUCAUUUUAUUGAUAACAUAAAUAAAGAGGGAGGCCCACCCCAGUUUUUCCGUCGGUGGCCAUAAUCUCUCCCCUACUACAUCCAACCAAUGGUACUGGGUUUCCUAAUAAGCAGAGCUGCCUGGUUCAAACCCAGACCAUGUAAGUCUUUGAGGCCAGAGGCUCCUGGAAAGGGAAAAGGAAACAUCAGGGAAGAGUGUGGAAAAGCAUUCUGGGAACAUACCUCCUACCUCCCCCAUUAUCCCUAGUGAGUCUAAGUGGGAGAGGGAACUGGGGAACUAUGUUCUGAAAGACCCUCAUACUUGUCUAAUCUUUCCCACCUUGAGCCUGAUUUUCAGAUGUUACCUCAUCCCCUUAUUCAUUUCCUCAAUCUCCACACUCUACCUCCACAUCAGAUUUUGCAUCCCAGUCAUCCUUCUACCAUGCUUCCUCACUUUAAGGUUCCCCGUAACUCUUCUUCAUACAUAUUCCCCCCAGACUUAUCCAUUGUCUAGUUUCCUUUUCCUAAAUCCAUUAUCCCUAAGACUAUCUUCACUUCUCAUAAUCUUCCCUCCACCAACCCCUUCCUUUCCCCAAACCUUCACCAAACUCUCCAGUGCAUGGGCAGCUGCAUCUUGAACGCUCACAAAAAGUUGCUCUGGGGUCAGUAUGUCCAGGAGCCCAGCCCUGGUUAAUGUUCCCAGCACAGGAGCUGUGCCAACCAAAACAAUGGUCAAAGUACCAACUCUGGCCUCCACCUCAUUCUUCUUAUAUCCCACCAAAUAAUUCAAAGCAUUUCCAAUUAAUUAAUUCAUCUUACCAUUACACUGUGCCAAGAGCAGAUGAAUCCUGGCGGCACUGCACUGACUAGCCAGCUGGGGAAAGAAAGACUUUUAAGACUGAUUAGGAAAAGAAGAGUUGCCUCAGUUACCCACUACUUUCAGAACCAGUUCUAGCUAUAUUUUUUUCCUUCCCCUGCUAUGUCACCUUUCCUCAGAUGUUACAAUCUCUCUUGCAAUUCUAGAACCAUGUUGAAAUCAACUUUGUCACUGCUCCAUGAAAGGGUAUGCUGAUCUACUCCCCCACUACUCUUCUAUUACUAUUCCUUUAACAUUCCAAAUGAAAAGAUGCUUCCCUGGCCGGAGUUUCCCUGUUUUGUCUCCAUAUUAGAUUGGAAGCUCCUUGAGGGCAGAGAUUGUCUUCUAUUUUGUAUUUGUAUCCUCAGCGCUUAGCACAAUGCUUGGAACAUAGUAAGCGCUUAAUAAAUUUUUAAAAAUCAAUUCAUCCCUCUAAAUGUCCCACCCCAACAUACAUA
Messenger RNA from Sarcophilus harrisii (Tasmanian devil), 7744 nucleotides. RefSeq names its product beta-1,4-N-acetyl-galactosaminyltransferase 1 (gene B4GALNT1). Gene Ontology annotation, cellular component: Golgi membrane. Gene Ontology annotation, biological process: ganglioside biosynthetic process. The record is from RefSeq and is a predicted model, not a curated record. Lineage: Eukaryota; Metazoa; Chordata; Mammalia; Dasyuromorphia; Dasyuridae. The transcript is spliced from 12 exons. Gene Ontology annotation, molecular function: hexosyltransferase activity. Bases 4126 to 5727 code for a protein of 533 amino acids.